AUGACUGAAAUUGACCAGUCUAUUCUGAAUGAUGUUGACAUGUACCAUGACGAAAAUGAUACUAGUAAUGAAGAUGAAUCUGUUAGCAAUUCAGAAUAUACUAUGGAGUCUAUGGAGCUUGAUAAUACUAUUUCAUAUAAGUGCGCAUGUAAUUUUGAGGACAGUGAGGGUGAAGCUCACAUUUACGACAGCAGCCAAAUCAGUACAAAUACUUUUAUCAAGGCCGAGUUGAUGAGUAUUCAUCUGUCUCAAUUGAUGCUACAGCAUAGAAUUGCUAGAGCAGCAUAUAGAGACAUUGUUCAAUUUAUAAACACUGUCAUCCGAGACCAUGACGAUAUAAUGAUGGAACCUGGGGCUAAGAUCAGUCAUGGCGAAACUGUUGAUGCUUUGCUCAAGUCAAAGUCAAGUGUCAAGGGCCAUGAGUAUGAUGUCUGCUCUAGUGGUUGUCAAUUUCAGACACCAGCCGCCAGUAUGAAACUUAUGUCAGUUGGGGAUAUGCUUUCUCAAAUGUUGGCAGAUCCAGCCACAAGAGAACUCCUCUGUUACAGAGCAAACCGGGAAUCUGUAGCUGGUCAGCUAACCGACAUUUUUGAUGGUGACAAUUACAAGCAGUUGGUACAGCAGGGCCUGUUCUCCAAUCCCAAUGAUAUUGCCAUUGGGCUUUAUACCAAUGGGUUUGUCAAUCAAAAGAAAGGCAAAAACUCAUAUACCAUCAUCCAUUGCAUAAUAUUCAACCUAGACUCAUCCAUCAGACGGCAUGGCAUGUACUUUGAUGACAUUUCCGCCCGGUUAAGACCUUUGGAAGACUUCAAAGUAGGUAACCCUUCGAAGAACAUAUACCAGCCGAGCAUAUAUACCCAACUCUCAACCUUCUCUGGAUCAUCAUUUUUUGCAUUAGAUGAACUUCAUUUAAUUGCAAGAGGGAUUGGAAAGCUUGUGUAUGACCUGAUUACCGUCACCCUCACAAAGGAAACCAAAUUUUAUUAUACCCAUCCAGACAAUACCCUCAAUACCACCGAAUACCCUUUUCAUAUACCAAGAGCAGACCUUGUAACAAUUGGAAACUGUAUUACCAGCUCACGAAAAUAUAUACCCACCUCAUUUCAAGGUAGUUUCGACAACGUAUUUGCCAAGAUCGAUGGUACUCGCGCAGUAGACUGGCUUUACUUUCUCUUAUACCUUGUCCCCACUUUGGUUGUGCCUUAUUUACCAAAUAGGGCUGUCAAAACAGCUCUAUUAUCUCUCGUGAAAGGUUGUGCGCUUGCCUUGCAAUGGACGUUGACAUCAGAAUUGCUUGAUGAGAUGGAGUCAUACUUCAAGCACUGGCACUCGUUUUUAUAUCAACAAGUCCAGAAUAAUACCCUGUCUCGUAGUGUUUUCCAACCAGUGCAACAUUACCUGGUCCAUAUACCCUAUAUCAUCAAGCAGCAAGGCCCCCUGCAAUGCUACUCCACUUGCUCAAUGGAGAGAGUAAUUGGCGUCUUCUCGAAAUUGAUAAAGUCCAAAUCAAAGGGUGGCCGAAACGCCAGUUUUCUUGUCAAGCGAUUUGCGAUUCACAAUUAUACCAGCACGGCAAUCAGCAUCUGUGAUGAAAUCAACCUCAUUCGGCCAAAGCCAUAUGGAAGAGAGAGCUACAUGGACCUUCCUAAUGAUCCUAGUGGUGCGCAGUUGUGGGAGCCGUUUCAUCAGUUUGUUAAUUUGAACAAUGAUUCGGUGGAAGGUGUAGGUGGCCCUAGUGUGAAGGAAGCUUUAUUGAAAUACUACCGGAGAACAACAGGCUUGACUGGCCACGAGUUUGGUGACUCUGUUGUUGUUGUAGUUGCACGUCUGUGGAUGGACUCAACUGUAUAUUCCUCAUGCAUCAACUGUAAUGUAAUUGUUCACAGCUGGCUCGUUGGUACAGUACAGUUCUACUUUCAGCAUGUAGAUUUCUAUGGCUUCCCACACUUUCUUGCUUUCGUGGAGGUCAUGAAGGAACAUGACGCGGCUGGUCAUGACUCAUCAGUACCUAUCGUCAAACAAUGGUCACAAAGCACCCAUACACUAGGCCACCAAAUGCAACCGACUUAUGCAGUUAUAAGUGUAAAUGACAUUUGUCAUCAAGUUGGUCUGGUCCAAUACCCACCGAAUGGAAACCAGUUUUAUGUAAUCGCGCCCUAUUAUAUCUUUAACAACAACAUGUGCAUUACUAAAGGCAAUCUUUCCAUUCUGUAA
Molecule: messenger RNA, 2214 nt
Organism: Phycomyces blakesleeanus NRRL 1555(-)
Lineage: Eukaryota; Fungi; Mucoromycota; Mucoromycetes; Mucorales; Phycomycetaceae
Exons: 8
Coding region: 1-2214 (737 amino acids)
Source: RefSeq, a predicted model, not a curated record